This is a messenger RNA of Paraphaeosphaeria sporulosa, 906 nucleotides long. RefSeq lists its product as uncharacterized. The transcript has a single exon. Bases 1 to 906 code for a protein of 301 amino acids. The record is from RefSeq and is a predicted model, not a curated record. NCBI's taxonomy places the organism in Eukaryota, Fungi, Ascomycota, Dothideomycetes, Pleosporales, Didymosphaeriaceae.
AUGAGCGAAUUCCAGAGCGUCGUCUCUCGUACCGUCACCAAGAACAAGAAGGCUCACAACGCCGGCCUCGCGGCCCUUGUCGACACCAAGGCGCCAGUCGAUGGCAUGCUGUCUGGAGUUAUCGACCUCAACAAGCUCACCGUGGAUCAAGGCCUUGGUCUUCUUCGCGGUCCCAAGGUUUCUGUUGUCCUGGGUGGCAAGAUGGUCCACCCUAAUGUCCCCGUCCGUGCCUUCAUUGCUACCUCGAACAAGGCGAACGAUUACUUCCGCCAUAUGCCUCAGCGCAAGCAGGUCAAUCUUCCCGCUGGAUGCGCGACUGCGGAAGCCUUGAAGCAUGUACUCAAUUCUACCACGACCAACAAGGCUAUCGGCAACGCUGAGCCGCUUCGCAUCAAGGGCGGACAGUCUUUCCUGGACAACGUCCAGGUCUAUGCCGCUGGUGUUGCCUUGGGCAUGUCGGCCCACGUCGAUCAUGUUGCCCGCUUCCUUCGAGUCGCCAUCUCCAACGAGCUGGUUUCAUAUGAGAACCUCACAGCCAUGGUGACCUCGCUCGGCACGUCUGAUCCCAUAUUCCAGUACCUCGCGAACGACCUCGCUCGCCGUCGUUUCCAGCGCGCCAUUGGGACCGCUCAGGAUGAGAUUGAGUUCGCCCGCUAUCUCAAUCAGCAUCAGAACCUGAAGCAGGCCAUGGCCGACAUCGAUCAAAAGCACGCCAACGCCCGCAAGAACGCCGAGUGCAUGGCCACCCGUGCUAAAGAGCGUGAGCAGUACGAGCAGGAGAAGAAGGCGGACUUAGAGUAUCAUGCUCGCGUUCGUGCCCUCACCAAGAAGCUCAACCAAACCAAGGGUGGCGUCGUCUCUCUUACUCACGAGGAGGGCGAGCUGCGUCGCGAACUUGGGAUCUAA